This is a messenger RNA of Trichoderma gamsii, 114 nucleotides long. RefSeq lists its product as hypothetical. The transcript is spliced from 2 exons. Lineage: Eukaryota; Fungi; Ascomycota; Sordariomycetes; Hypocreales; Hypocreaceae. The record is from RefSeq and is a predicted model, not a curated record. The coding region runs from base 1 to 114 and encodes 37 amino acids.
AUGAUGCAAAUCCCCACGCUUCUGCUUAAAGAUGGCAAUGCUGUCCCCAUGCUCGGAUUCGGCACUGGGACUGCUUGGUACAAGGAUAGCUCAGAAGGUCCUCUGAGUCUCUAG